Molecule: messenger RNA, 1992 nt
Organism: Phymastichus coffea
Lineage: Eukaryota; Metazoa; Arthropoda; Insecta; Hymenoptera; Eulophidae
Product: b(0,+)-type amino acid transporter 1-like
Exons: 6
Coding region: 92-1582 (496 amino acids)
Biological process (GO): amino acid transmembrane transport
Cellular component (GO): membrane
Molecular function (GO): L-amino acid transmembrane transporter activity
Source: RefSeq, a predicted model, not a curated record
UCGCUCGCGCCGGUAGCACGCACGCGCGAUGCUCCCGUGAACAGCGCUUUUAUAUAUUUUUUUUUUGGAAAAAAAAGACAUAAACAAAAAAAUGUCGGUGGUUAAGGAGAGGACUGGGGACGAGCAGCAAGUCGGACUGAAGCGAGAGCUCGGAUUGUUCAGUGCGAUCAGCAUGAUCGUGGCUGUGAUGAUCGGCUCUGGGAUCUUCGUCUCGCCAACGUCGGCCUUAGAACGAUCGGGUUCGAUCGGUCUUUGUCUGAUCGUGUGGAUCGUGUGCGGUGGAUUGUCCCUGUUGGGUGCUUUGUGUUUCGCAGAGCUGGCCGCGGUGGUGCCGCGCUCGGGCGCCGAAUACGCUUACUUCAUCGACGCCUUUUCACCGCUUCAUCGAUACUUCGGGCAACUGCCCGCCUUUAUUUGUGCCUGGGUCUUCGUCUUUGUUCUCAGGCCCGCCGAGGUUGCUGUCAUCACACUCACCUUUGCCGAGUACGCGGUACAGCCGUUUGUCGGAUUAUUUGGUGAAUUGUGCCCUGACACUUUGAAUCAGGUGAAAAAACUGAUCGCUAUUCUGUCACUUGGUUUGAUGGUCUACAUAAACAUCACCAGCGUCAAACUAUACGUGAAGGUGCAAAAUAUUUUUGGAGUGUGCAAGAUAGCUGCCUGUGUACUUGUGGUUAUCGGUGGUGUUUACUGGCUCGCAAUCGGUCACACGGAACGCCUACAAGAUCCGUUUAAAAAUUCGGAUUGGUCGCCAGGCUCGCUAGCGUUGGCCUUCUACAGCGGCCUAUGGGCAUACGACGGUUGGACAGCCGCAGCCAUAGUGGCCGAGGAAGUUCAACGCCCGGAGGUGAAUAUUCUGCGAAGUAUCCUCAUCGCUGUGCCAGUCGUCACUGUCCUUUACGUGUCUAUGAAUCUCAUGUACAUGACUGCACUUGGCACUCAAGAGAUGAUUAAGGCCCCCGCCGUAGCUGUACUUUGGGCCGAGAGAGUGUUGCCCAGUUGGCUGGGCUUCACCAUUCCUCUUGGCGUUGCACUCUCCACUUUUGGUUGUGGAUUGAGCGUACAGUUUGGGGUUACUAGAUUAUGUUACGUAGCCGGUCGUGAGGGCCACGUGCCACGUUUCUUCAGUUGGGUACACUUCGAGAAGAUGACGCCGGCAGCGGCGGUCGCCCUGCAAGGUCUCCUCACACUAUUAUGUAUGCUCAUGGGCAACAUAAUCGAGUUAAUUGAGUUUGCAAGUUUUCUUAUUUGGGCGUUUUACGGACUAGCCGCCGUCGCCUUGGUGAUUAUGCGCCGAACGAAAGCCGACGUCCACAGGCCUUAUCGCGUGCCUAUUAUUGUGCCGUGGAUUGUUAUUCUCAUCUCUGUCUUCCUGUCUGUCAUGCCAAUUAUCCAUGAUCCUUCGCUAAAAUAUCUGUUUAUCUUGAUGUUCAUACUCUUAGGGUAUGGCUUUUAUCAUUUUUACGUGUACAACAAGGUUAAAAGCAAAUUUAUGAGGAAACUGACAUAUCUAGUUCAAAUGCUGUUUUUGGUCGUUCCACCAGUAGAGUUAGAGAAUGGAAGCGAGGAAAAAGCUAACCGAUGAUGCCUUAAUAUAGAAUUCACUGCAAAAGCCUGCUAUUUGCCAGAACAAAAGUGCUUUAACACUUCAAACUCCGAGGCUGUGAGAGAUAAAGAACCUACAUAUCAAAAGAUAAAAAGUGUUCCACGAAUAUAUGUUUCAACGCUGGGAAUCGAAUGAACAUUCGUAUUUUAAAGCCUCUAUUUGUAAAAUAUAUACAAGUCUUUUUAAUUUUUAUAUCGAUAAAUAUUGUACAAACAUUUGUAUAUAUACUGCCAAAUAACAAUUGAAUGUAUGGUGUCGAGUACCUGAUGAUGUAUGGUACAUAUAUUUAUUAUGAAAUAACAUUUCUAGAGAAUCAAUUAUAUCAAAUGUUUAUACAGUUUUCCAUGUUUUUAAAUAAAAUGUUUUAUAAGUAUGUAUUAGCUAUAGUA